UGACCUGUUGGUUUUGACUGUACGUGAAAAAAUCACUGGUUAUCCUGCUAGAUCUAGGCCUUGUUUCAAAAAUUCAAAAAUCUGACUGUGAAAACAAUAACGACAGAAAUAUUUGUGGUUAAAGCAGCGGCGAGAGAAGCAAGAACAGCAGCAUCAUAUUUGGCUCAGAUCAUCGAGCAGCAACGAAAACGUCACCCUUUAUAAAGUACAUCUACAAGCAAUAAAAACAAAACUGAACAUAAAACAAAACUAUCAACGAUAACAACAGCGGCGUCGGAAGAAACAACAACUGCUACGCAAAAAAACAACAAAAAAGCGACGCAGCAAAUUCGUUAAACAAGAUUUUUCUACAACAGCAAUAACAGCAACAUCUGCAACAACAGCAUCGACAACAGCAACAGCGACAACGACAUAAAACGACUUUUCGUCGUCGCUAGUGUGUGAGAACUCGCUGAAAGGAGAAUAUAUUUGUGGCUUCCGUUGUGGGUGAAGCAGCAACUAGAAAAGUCACUUGUGUCGGCCAUGUUGUGAGCGGUCAAGCAUCCACGCACAGACGAACAUACAGACAGACAGACACACACACACACACAGGCACACGCUGACGGGAUUCAUUGCUGGACAGAGGAUCAUGUCGGGAGACGAUGGUGAAAAGAGAGUGAUAUCAGAGGAGGAGAAAAAAGAAAUCAAAGAGGCGUUUGCCAUCCUGGAUGAUGAUGGGGACGGGAAACUGUCCCUGGAUGAGAUGAAGACGUUGUUGCAGUCACAGUUCAUGGUGUUUACAGACACGCAAGUGGAAGAUGCUGUCAGGGAACUGGAUGAGGAUGGUAGUGGCUCUAUAGAGUACGAUGAGUUUGAGCGCUACGUGAUUGCCAACAACUUGUCGAAGCCUACGGCGGAGGAGUUUGGCUCUGAGAUGAAGGACGCCUUUGAGAUGUUUGACACGGACAACGACGGGUACAUCGACGCUGGGGAGUUCAAAACGUUUAUGCAGACUUUGGGCGAUAAAAUGACAGACGAUGAAGUGAUGGAGAUGAUGAAAGAAGCAGAUCAGAACGGUGAUGGAAAAAUCGAUUACCAAGAAUUCUGUGCUCACAUGACGAAAAGCUUCUAAAGUUCGAACUUACAAUCGUCACCCAGAACUGGAGAGAAA
This is a messenger RNA of Aplysia californica (California sea hare), 1150 nucleotides long. Its product is annotated as calmodulin. The transcript has 6 exons. Bases 629 to 1111 code for a protein of 160 amino acids. The record is from RefSeq and is a predicted model, not a curated record. NCBI's taxonomy places the organism in Eukaryota, Metazoa, Mollusca, Gastropoda, Aplysiida, Aplysiidae. Gene Ontology annotation, molecular function: calcium ion binding; enzyme regulator activity.